CCCAUCCGUGUUGUCAUCAAAACAAAAAUUCCGAGAAAAUAAAUAAAAUAAAACCCUUUCACUCCCUCAUCGCAGCCAUAUCUCGACCAGCGCACAUCCCUGCCGCGAGACUCCUCUUUUGUUGUUCACACCUUUUUUUGAUUCAUACAUUCUCUGAUCGGAGCAAUUGACGGUGGUAACCUGUAUCGCUACGUUGACAACGUCGUUACAUUGUCAUUGCCAAUUUGCCAUUGCAUUGCACCAAGUUUCUGAUUUGAAGUUGGAACUUAAAGAAGAAGAAAAUGCAGCAAAGAAACUCAACGUUGGGAAGGCCUUCUGGAACUGAUGGAUCUGAUUAUUCCUACCGGAUGGUAGUUGAUUCAAGGUAUCAACUUGUUGCAAAGGGGAAGAAACGCCUCUCUGUGUUAUUUAUCAUUGAGGCUUUGUUUUUGUUAAUAGGAGUCAUAUUUGCAGUUUUAAAAGGACAAAAAGAUGACACAACAAAUACAGUUGCCAUUUCUUCUCUUAUAGCUAGUUUUAUUUUGUUGAUCAUUGCGGAUUUUGGUAGAAGACGAAGCCGGUCGAGCUUCUUGAGAUUAUACGCCGUUCUAUCUUCCUUAGCAAUGCUUCUCUUCACUGGUUCUCUUGCUAACCAGUAUUCCCUGCUAAAGGUUAUCCAAUAUUUUGGUAAUCGGGGAACGGGCAGUUUUGAUACUGUUUUUCCUAGUCUUCAAACUGGUCUGUUAGUAUAUAUACUCACUUUAUCAGUGUUCAAAAUUAGUAUCAUCAAAGCGGUUGUUUUCCUUCUUUUUAACAUGACGCCUCCGAAGAAAGCCGCGUAGCCUCAAAGUUUCCCUUCCCAAUUGAUCUGUAUGAAUGUAUUUUUUUUAGUGAUUGAAAGAGAGUCUGACUUAAGCUGAUGUAUAUUUUUUUCCUGCAAAUCAUUUUAAAGACAUCUGCUGUGUUUAUGCAAAUUUUCGUUAAAUUGAUGUAAAAUUGUUGUUUUGGUAUAUACUCUCUUGAUCUGAAAAUACAAAAAUAUGCUUGUCAGCGUCAUGUCACAAUGACAUUGAUGUGUCCUAGCAUUUCAUUUCA
Messenger RNA from Vicia villosa (hairy vetch), 1074 nucleotides. RefSeq lists its product as uncharacterized. The transcript is spliced from 2 exons. Gene Ontology annotation, cellular component: endoplasmic reticulum membrane. Bases 282 to 821 code for a protein of 179 amino acids. Gene Ontology annotation, biological process: vesicle-mediated transport; endoplasmic reticulum organization. The record is from RefSeq and is a predicted model, not a curated record. NCBI's taxonomy places the organism in Eukaryota, Viridiplantae, Streptophyta, Magnoliopsida, Fabales, Fabaceae.